Molecule: messenger RNA, 7643 nt
Organism: Rhinolophus ferrumequinum (greater horseshoe bat)
Lineage: Eukaryota; Metazoa; Chordata; Mammalia; Chiroptera; Rhinolophidae
Gene: AGMO
Product: alkylglycerol monooxygenase
Exons: 14
Coding region: 163-1446 (427 amino acids)
Biological process (GO): lipid biosynthetic process
Cellular component (GO): endoplasmic reticulum
Molecular function (GO): iron ion binding; oxidoreductase activity
Source: RefSeq, a predicted model, not a curated record
CUCAGCUCAGAAUCUGCUGUUGGCUGAGUUCUCUGUGGAGUUUUGUUUCUCGCUGUUCUCCGACAAAGGGCUUGUUCUGUGAAGCACAUCUCUUUGUUCAGCCUCUGGCUUCAACCACUGAAUCACAAAUAUUCUCCAGCUGGGAAUCAGACAAGGGCAGAGAUGAAGAACCCAGAGGGCCAACAGGAUGUUUCAGUUUCCCAGGGAAUUCGCAUGAUGUUUUACGUGAUGAAGCCCAAUGAAACAUCAUUCCAAACCCUAGAAGAGGUGCCUGAUUAUGUAAAACAGGCAACUCCAUUUUUCAUUUCCUUGAUGCUGCUUGAACUAGUUGUCAGCUGGAUUCACAAAGGGAAGCCACCAGGUCGUUUGGAUGAUGCAUUAACAUCAAUAUCAGCUGGUGUUCUGUCUCAGCUUCCAAGAUUGUUUUUCAGGAGCAUUGAAAUUACCAGUUACAUUUAUGUCUGGGAGAACUACAGGCUCAUCAGCUUACCCUGGGAUUCUCCAUGGACUUGGUAUUUGACCUUCUUAGGAGUUGACUUUGGCUACUAUUGGUUCCAUCGCAUGGCCCAUGAGAUUAAUAUUAUGUGGGCUGGACACCAAACACACCACAGUUCUGAAGACUAUAACUUAUCCACAGCACUCAGACAAUCUGUCCUGCAAAUAUAUACUUCCUGGAUAUUCUAUUCUCCCCUGGCCCUCUUCAUACCACCUUCAGUAUAUGCUGUUCAUCUUCAGUUCAAUCUUCUCUACCAAUUUUGGAUCCACACAGAGGUCGUUGAUAACCUUGGUCCCUUGGAACUGAUUCUUAAUACACCCAGCCAUCAUAGAGUUCAUCAUGGCAGAAACCGUUAUUGCAUAGACAAAAAUUAUGGCGGCACCCUUAUUAUAUGGGAUAGAAUUUUUGGGACAUUUGAGGCAGAGAAUGAAAAAGUUAUAUAUGGUUUGACGCAUCCCAUUAAUACAUUUGAGCCAUUCAAGGUGCAGUUCCACCAUUUAGUGUACAUGUGGACUACAUUCUGGGCCACGCCUGGAUUCUUCAAUAAGUUUUCUGUUAUAUUUAAAGGACCAGGAUGGGGUCCAGGUAAACCAAGACUUGGAUUGAGUGAAGAAAUCCCAGAGGUGACGGGAAAAGAAGUUCCCUUCUCAUCACCAGCGUCUCAACUAUUAAGGAUAUACUCAGUUGUACAGUUUGCUCUGAUGCUAGCAUUUUAUGAAGAUACCUUUGCAGACAGAGCUGCACUGUCACAGGUCACACUCUUUCUGAGGGUUUGCUUCAUUAUCCUGACCUUGACCUCCAUUGGAUAUCUUCUGGAUCAAAGACCUAAGGCAGCUGUUCUGGAAACUUUCCGUUGCUUGGUGUUCCUCAUGCUGUGUAGGUUUGGUCAUCUGAAGCCGCUCACCCCUUCCUUGUCAUUUGCUUUUGAGAUGGGUUCGCAUGCACAGUAGCUAAUUCAUGCCAACUGUCUUCAAGUACGUUCUCUGUAUUGUAGAUUUUUUUUUCCAUCUGCAUUGCUUUCUGGGGAGUAAGAAGCAUGAAACAACUUGCCUCUGGCCUUUGGAAAUAAGUUUGUACACAAUUCUCUUGUUUUAGUCAGUUGUCUACAACCACAAUAUAUUACUACUGACUAUAAAAAAUAAUUAUCUUAUAUAGUAAUUAUAUAAACCAUGCAUUUAAUGAAAGGUAAAUAUGCUUAUUUACUCUUGAUCGCUUUCCACAUUUAUUAUUUUCUAUUAAAAUAAAAGUCAGUUGCAGUUACUUUCCUUUAUUGCUAGGGUUGAAAACAAAUUAUUUCAAAUAUAAUGAUAUUUUUAAUAUAUCCACUGGUAGCAUCUACGCCAAUGGAAAAAGGAAAGGAGAAAACUUAAAGACAGUAAAACGAAUGAAGAAUUCAUUUGCAUUGAAUUCCUUUUCUUUUUGCUAAAGUUGUGAUUGUGUUCUGUGCCAUUGAAUCUGCUCCGACUCCUUGUGACUCUGUGAAUGAGUGAUGUGCAUAAUGUCCCGUCCUCAACAGCCCUGCUCAGCUCGUGGAGACUCAAUUCUAGGGCUACUUUUAUGAAGUCAAUCCAUCUCAUAUUUGGACUUCCUCUUUUCCUGCUGCCUUCUGUUUUUCCCAGCAUUACUGUCUUUUCUAAAGAGCCCUGACUUCUCAUAAUGUGCCUGAAGUAGGACAACUUCAGUUUUGUCAAUUUUGCCUCCAGUGAUGUUUCUGGCUUAAUUUGCUUUGGGAACCACUUGUUCAUGUUUCUCUUGGUCCAAGGUAUCUAUCGAGCUCCCCUCUGACACCAUAUUUCAAAAGAACACUUUGCUUUUUUUUCUUAUCAGUCUCCUUCACUGUCUAACUUUCACAUCUCUACAUAGUAAUUGGGAAUAAGAGGGUGUGGAUGAUCUGAGCCUUGGUCUCUAAUGACACAUCUUUGCUCUCUUGAUUAUCUUUCCUAAUUCUUCCAUUGCUGCCCUGCUGAGUCUCAGCCUUCUCUUGAUUUCUUGGCUUCAGUUUCCAUUUAAAGUGAUAACUGAAUCAAAGUAAGUAAAAUCUUUAACAAUUUCAAUAUCUUCCUUGUCUAUGGUAAAGUUGUAUAUUUCUUCUCUAGUAAGGAUUUUUGUCUUCUCAAUGUUCAAAUGCAGUCCAGCUGUGGCACUUUCUUCUUUCACUUUCAUCAGAAGUCAUUUCAGAUCAUUAUUACUUUCUGCCAAUAAGAUGGUGUUAUCUGCAUAUCUUAAGUUAUUGUUAUUUCUUCCCUCAAUUUUUACUUCUCCUUCCUAUCUGAGUCCACCCCAGUUUUUCAUAUGAUACAUUCUGUGCACAGAUUAAACAAAAAGGGAGAUAAAAAUGUACCUUUUCUGACAUCUUUGCUAUAUGAAACCAUACUACUAAAAUUGUACUUACACACAUAUUUGUCAUCAAAAAAAUGUGUAACAUUAGUUGUCUACCUUAGAUUACAUUUACUUUAGAAAACCCCAUAAACUAAGGAAUAACAUUACAGAAAAAGACAUCACGGAAAUGAAAAUAAAUAGGAUUUGUCAGAAUUAGUUUAUUCAACAGAUUAAUUUGUGUUACAUAUUUCUAAUAUGUUUGGUCAAUUUGCAGAUUUGGGGGCAUGCAGUAAUUCAGUGUUAUUUUAAAGUAUCCCGAUAAUGUUAAUAAAACUCUCUACAUAAAAUUGCCCCAGUCAGUGCGUGUACAUUAUUCAUUGGGAUUGUAAAAAUCUGCCAAGUGUUUCAAAACAAGGGAACUGACAAAGAUAAGUAGGGUAAGGUUCAAAGGGGGAAAGAUUGAAAAUGGUUCAAUUUUCUUUCUUCCCUUCUUCCAAUAUUUCUUAGAUGGAAAGUUACAGUUUAAGUAAUCAGAGUUAUAAGCACUAAAUCAAUUAAUACUGUCCUUUAUUGAGCUUUGCCGAUAUUCAUUGACAGGUUAAAGACACCAAUCAGUUGUUGAACCUCAUUUAAAAAUGUAUGUUAUUUAAGCUUUGAACAGAGAAAAAUAUGGAAUAUUAAAAGAAUCACGUUUCAGGUGUCUAUGUGGAUUCAUGAGGCAGGCUUAAAGCACAUUUGUUUUUCAAACUGGAAAAGCAGAGGGAGAUUAAAUUUUACAUAACAGACAAAUUAACAAAUUAUCUCUCAGUCGUCAGAGGUAGGACUUGGCUUGGCUUCAUUCAUCUGUUUAUACUUCUUAAUUUAACACAGAGUAGAGCAAAUACUUAAACCCAUAACAAACAUUAAAUCCUACUUUUGUCCCUACCAACAGCUCUUGCUGGACUUUGCACAUAAUAGAAUCGUGUUAAAGCUGGGGGCCCUCUGCUGGCUUGACAUUGCUGUUUUUAGCCUAAAAUUUAUGAAUACCCAUAUUCUACAUCCUAAGGACUCUUCAGUCUAUAGGUUACACCCUUCAGCAAUGACAAAGAGAAGAAGGUUUAACAAAUCUCUAAUGUAGGUUUUUAGUAUGCCAGAAUAAUUUAAUGGUUUCCCCAUGAGUCAUGUAUAAAUAUUUAUGUAUGCUUGAGUAUAUGUGAAUUUAUAGGAGUGGCCUCAAAAUGAGGUUAAUAGUGGAAAUAAAGAAUCCAAAAAUGAUAAAAGAUGCUUUUAUGGUAAAGUUCAGUUUGAAGCAAACUCAAAUUUACCCACUCUCUUUUUUUCCUCUCAGAUAUCCUUGCUGAUUAUAAAUGAUUUUCUUUUAGAAAUGCAGACAUUUUCAAGCUACAGAUUUCCAGGCCUUUCAAAGUGGAGGUGAUUCCCAGAUAAGUAGUGUUCCCAGGUCCAGUGUGUGUUAACUGGGGCAUUUUGUUCUUCACCUUCAACCUUGCUAAUUUUCCAGUCCAGUUUUCUCUUGCCAAGGACUAAUACCUGAUGACAGAUCAUAUAACUAUUAUUAAUGUUGUAAAUUGAUCUUGAGUGAUGCCAUGUAAUUUAUGCAUACUCUUGACUGGAAGCACUUUAACUCUCAUUCUCUCAAGAGGAAAAGCACUAAAUAUAGGAAUCAUGAAUUACUCACCACUUCUAAUAAAGGGAUGCAAACUGACUUUGCAGAUAAUUGUAAAGAUUCUCAAGUUUACUAAUCUCCCAUAGGGAUAGAGAGAGGGAAGGUACCUUUGUUUAUUGAGCACUACUCAACUAGCAUUAUUUGAUUUAGUCUCUAAAAUCCUGGAAACUAAGUGCUGUUAAUACCAUUUUGCAGAAGAGAACUCCGAGGCUGAAGAGGUUAAGAAACUUGCUCAGGCAUGUAAUGCAUAAUUGGUGGCCAAAAGAAAAAUUUAAACCUGAAGUUCAACAUCAAACUCCCUGAUGUUUCUCCAUUCCAUGAUAUCAGAUAUCCAAGGCAAAUCUUUUAAAAUAUAUAGGCUCGAGAGUUUAAGUUCAGAGUAAUUCCUAUUCAAUUUGAUGCUCCAACAUACAAAAUAAAGCUCAGAGGAGGUACUUUAGUUAUAGGAUGGAUUCAUUCACUGGGUGAAUGGGUACAGAACUUCUAAUCUUUCUAAGCCUGAUAAGGUUUUAGGUUUAUUUAUAGAAUUGCCAUAUGUCUAAAAUAAAUCCAUUCCUAUAUUUGAUUUGAUUUGUUGGAAUUGCCUAUUUCUUUCACUCUUUUUCUUAUAUCACUUACUUUCCCUUUACCAUGUUCUUCCUAAUUAUUUUUGUUAAACUUAAUCAUCUCAUGGCCAUGACGUUUAGCAAUGUGUGGCUCUAUAAUUGUGUAUCUGAAAUUCAGUUAAUCACCAAACUAUAUGAACCCUUGUUAAAUUUAAUAUAACUCGCUUACGUUAUUGUUUAGAGAAGUGCUCAAAUUUUACUUUACUGGUGGUAGACAAUUCAGUCAUUUAGUGUGGAAUCUGAAAUACAACUCUUGAGUAGAACUCUUUAAAGUAAGGCAUACAUUAUGGUGGACAGAAAUGUGAUUUAUCACGGAGAGCCAUGGUAGUUAGAAAAUGAGCUCCCUUUUUUAUCCCCCAUCCUUUCUUUCUUUACUUUUUGUAUAUUUGCAGCUUCCAGGAUCCCAAGGAAAGAUUCCAAUCACAAAGGCUAGUUUGGCUUUCAGAAUCUUAAAACAUUUUUGAUACCAUGACUUUCAUCAGCACUAUAAGAGCAGUCUAGGCUCCAUUUUAAGCCUGCCUCAGUGAAAGAAAAUUUAACAGAAAAUGUUCUACCUAGUCUUAUAGUAUUUUUUUUAAAUCGCACUCUACUCUGCCACCCUUUCUUCUCAAUAGCAUAACAAAUUAAACUCUUCCCUCCCCAAAGACUCAGAAAAAGUUAUUAGCAGAAGAAACAAAUAAAGCAUUGAUACUUUUCUCCUGUGGGUUGCCUCCUUUUUGGAAUUCCACGACUCUAAUAUCUCUCUAGUCAAAAUUCCAGCUAUUCCAGAAAUCCCAGUAUCCAUCAAUCAUGAAUUCAAUCUUUCAAUCCUUGGGUGUCCUCUUCCUUUGUUUUAGCAGCAACAGAUCCAAAAAUCUAACUUGCAUAUUUACAUUAUAGAAAACAGGAAGAAGUAGGCUUUGUCUUUAUGCAUUAGGAUUAUCCGUGGAUCUUUUUAAAAAUGAAAAGGCCUGGUAGGAACAUUGGAAUUUUGAUUUAGUAAGAACACAAGCCUCAAAACCCAGUGUGAUCAUUGGAUGUUUCAGGUUCUGCAUCGAAAAAAAUGUGAGCACUGAUCCUGACCAUGUCUACGGUUCCUGUAACUCUGACCUUCCAAUGAUCAGCUUAUACAAAUUACUUCUAUAUUUUAUAGUAGUAUGCUACAUUUCUUUUAAAACUAUGAUCAAAUUUGGACUUAGAUCAAUAAUGAGUUAAUGAGGUUUUAUUUCAGCGUAUGCUUAUUGGAAUCAAGCCAAUGGGGACAAACUUCGAAGACAAGGGAACUAUUACGGUAUAGUACAAAAACUAAACUUCACCCUCAUCCAUUUAAGAAUCCUAGAACAAUUUAUAAAUUCUAAUUCUUACUUUACAGACAUUCUUCUCUUUCUAAUGCCUAUGUGUGUUUUCUUUGCUCUCUGUGUUUUCUUUGCGUCCUUCCACUUCUUCUCCCUUCCUUAUCUUUUCUAUAACAAUUAAGUUAAAACAGUUUUAUAUGAAAUGUGGUCUACCUUAACUUCUGAUUUACUUGUUGAUAAAUUACUUCCUUGGCCUUCUUUUCACUCUUUUGGAGUGAAAAAUCUCAGGUAGUUCCUUAGUGAAUAUUUCCUCUCAAAUGAAAAACAAACAAACAGCUGUUCACUGCGUAUAUAGCCCUUGGAAAUCUACACAAACAAGUCAGGAAAUUCAGGUCAUUGGAUAUACGUGAGUGUGGUCAGCUCUGUGGACCAGCAGUGAAAGUCCCAGAACACAAAAGGAAAUUGCUUACUGUAUCAGAAAAGCAUUCAAGUUUUAAAUGUAUUACGAAAUGUGAACGGUAAACAACACUUAUUUAAGGAACUAUUGUAGCAUUUUUUUAGAAAUGCAAUCUAUCAGCUUAAAAAAUGCAACAAGAAUAGCUUUCCCUAUCUUUACUUCUCUGUACUGGAACAUAUGAGAGGUAAAUAUCACAUAUAAAAGUUAGCUUUAUUUGGGUAUGUUGAUGAUUGAAAUUCAUAGCCACAACUCUGUGUCCUCAGGAGACCCACCACGUGGUGGGGAAAUGCUGCAGAUGCUGCUGAUAGUAGAGAGAUUGCCUCUUAACAUUCUAUUGGCUGACAAAUUCAGCCAGCAGUGAUUGCAACACCAAGUUGAGCUGCCUUUCAGUACGGUAAUGGAAUGGAGGCUUUGAAAAUUUUAUAGAAUGGCAACUUAUUUUCAUAGGUCUUUGGAAAUCAAAAAAUAAAUCCUAAAGUAAGUCAAAAUCAAUUGGAAUCUUUUCUCUCGAGGAUGUUGUGAACCCCUAUUUGUAAAUCCCUUUAAUAAUACAGGUCAAUUUCUUCACGGUAGUUCUUACUACUCCCCUAAUUCCUUGGAGACUUUUGUUGGUGGGUUACUGCCAUUUUCUCCAAUACUCCUCUUCCAUAAUUCUCAGUAAUUCAGUAUUUCCAUAAAUUCUACUAUCCUGGCAUCUCAGUUCCUUGAUUUUCUUGCCCCAAUGAUUGUGCUAUCCACUUUACAUAAGCCAUGUUGUCAUUAACAAUAGCUGCAAUUCUGCCAUAGUCUCAAGUUCAAACAUCCUACUGUCUCAUCACUGCAUCCUUCC